UGCAAUUGCUGAUUUUAUUUACACAUUAAUCAUAAUAUUAUAUACACAGAGAUUCCUAGUCGUUAAUAGGAAUCAUAUCAAAACGAAAUCAACAAAUUGAUUUAUCUAAAAUAUAUUUAAGAUUUGUGUUUAAAAUUUGUGUGUAUUUAAUAUAUACAAAAAUCUCAUGAAAACGUGUUCAAGGAUCUGUUGAAAUUUUACACAUUUCCCAAUAGAUCAAUUUGAUAAACUUAAUUCAAAAUGACCAAAACAAACGAAUUGGUUUUGGACCAAAAUAUAAUUGAGAAAAACUUCAAGGUGGUGAAAUCACUGUGUGAGGGACCGUAUGGAAACACUGAUUUAAUUUGUGACAAUGAAGGAAAUUAUGUUGUGAGAAAAAGGUUCAAUAUUAGUCUUUUGUCGGAUUUUGAGCGUGAUUUAUGUCUGAAUGAAAUCGAGAUAAUCUCAAAAAUUGACCACCCUUUCAUUGUAAAGUACAUUUACAGUUACAUUGACAGGAAGUACCUGUGCAUCUUAACAGAAUAUUGCAAAGGAGGUGAUUUGCACAAAUAUAUAGCAUACAGAAGGAAAAUAAACAAGCCAAUACGAGAAGAACGGAUACUCAUAUGGCUUGUACAACUCCUCUCAGCCCUUAAAUUCCUACAUAAAAGAUACACUCUUCACAGAGAUUUGAAGACGUUGAAUAUUUUAAUCGACUCGAAUAAGAACUUGAAGAUAUGUGAUUUCGGAGUGAGUAAAUCACUGAAUAGAACCUCUGAUAACACAAGUACACUUAUUGGUACACCAUACUACUUCAGCCCGGAACUUGUCAACGGUCUGAGUUAUGGUUUCCCAUCAGAUAUUUGGGCUCUUGGGUGUAUAGUUUAUGAACUUUGCACAUUCAGAACACCGUUCCACAACGCUAAAGGAAUUGUAGAACUCACAAGACUAAUCAAUGAGCAAAAGGUACCGGACUUACCUCCGGCGUAUUCAAAGGAGUUGAAUGCCCUGUACAGAUCAAUGAUGUUCCAUGACCUUAAGUACAGACUCACAGCUGGAGAGUUAAUAUCAACUGACCUAUUACAGAGAGUUGUUAAAAAAAUGAUUAAAGAGGCGAGUUUGAAGAACAAAAAUAGGAAUGAAGAUACGAUUUAUGAACUUGAACGAUACAUCGUCUCAAAAUCAAUAACCACCGGCGACAAAUGAUUUUUAAUGACCAUCCAAACAGAAAUAAGAAUUUAAACAAUUAACACAAAGGAAUUUAGUGUACCUAACGUAUGAAUAUGCGGAUUUAGCAAAUAAAAAGGGGGGAGAUAAUAAAAAUUUUAAACAAAAGGGAAACGAGAAAUUAACUUAAAAAGAGAAAAAUGUAAUAAUUAAUAAUGUUGUAUGAAAAUUGGAUGAGAAAUUGAGGUUUCAAUUAAUGUUGUGUAGAGUGGUAUGGUUGUAGAUGUGGGAACGUACAGACAAAUGUGC
This is a messenger RNA of Theileria parva strain Muguga, 1455 nucleotides long. RefSeq names its product Protein kinase domain protein (gene NEK2). Gene Ontology annotation, biological process: protein phosphorylation. The record is from RefSeq and is a predicted model, not a curated record. The coding region runs from base 241 to 1185 and encodes 314 amino acids. Gene Ontology annotation, molecular function: protein kinase activity; ATP binding. Lineage: Eukaryota; Apicomplexa; Aconoidasida; Piroplasmida; Theileriidae. The transcript is spliced from 9 exons.